ACCACUGCCUCUUGGUUUCACUCUCCUUGCUGAAGUGGCACUCCACAAUAAAAUUUUUGCCUCUAUAUAUACACAAACUGAGGCCCAUAAGAAAUUAUAAUACAAGCAUCGAAGUAACUCAAAUAUCGAAACACAAAAUUACUUAUAAAUAUCUCCUACUCUUUAACUUGUCAAUUUCCUGUUCCAGAAGAUCAACAGAUAAAGAGUUCAGUGUGAAGAAAAAGAAAGAAGAAGAUGAGUUCAACAAGCAGAGCCUGGGUUGUGGCCGCAAGUGUCGGAGCUGUGGAGGCAUUGAAAGAUCAGGGAUGCUGUAGGUGGAACCACACGAUAAGAUCAUUACACCAGCAUGCCAAGAACAAUUUCAGGUCAUUUUCUCAGGUCAAGAGGCUGUCUUCGUCAUCUGCGGCGAUGGCUUCAAGUAAAGUGAGGGACGAGAUGAAGAUGAAACAAUCGGAGGAGUCACUGAGAAAAGUCAUGUACUUGAGCUGUUGGGGACCCAAUUGAACCCCAUAAUACCUAAUUAACUGUACACUUUAUAAUCUAAUAGUAAAUGAGAUGGUUAAUUUUGUAA
Molecule: messenger RNA, 571 nt
Organism: Cornus florida
Lineage: Eukaryota; Viridiplantae; Streptophyta; Magnoliopsida; Cornales; Cornaceae
Exons: 1
Coding region: 235-504 (89 amino acids)
Source: RefSeq, a predicted model, not a curated record